UCUUUGCACUUUGCCGCUGACACCUGGGCCAUCCCGGGCAGCAUGGGCCGGAAGGUGACCGUGGCCACUUGCGCCCUCAACCAGUGGGCCCUGGACUUCGAGGGCAACCUGCGCAGGAUUUUGAAGAGUAUUGAAAUUGCCAAGAGCAGAGGAGCCAGGUACAGGCUCGGGCCGGAGCUGGAAAUAUGCGGCUAUGGAUGCUGGGAUCAUUACCACGAGUCAGACACGCUCUUGCAUUCCCUCCAAGUCCUGGCCGCCCUUCUGGACUCUCCGGUCACUCAGGACAUCAUCUGUGAUGUGGGCAUGCCCAUCAUGCACCGCAACGUACGCUACAACUGCAGGGUCAUCUUUCUCAACAGGAAAAUACUGCUCAUCAGACCCAAGAUGGCCUUGGCCAACGAAGGCAACUACCACGAACUGCGCUGGUUCACCCCGUGGUCGCGGAGCCGUCAGGUGGAGGAGUACUUUCUCCCCCGGAUGCUGAAGGAUCUGACACAGCAGGAGACUGUGCCCUUUGGAGACGCGGUUCUGGCCACCCUGGACACGUGCCUCGGGAGUGAGAUCUGCGAAGAGCUCUGGACGCCCCACAGCCCGCACGUGGACAUGGGCCUGGAUGGUGUGGAAAUCUUCACCAACGCCUCAGGCAGCCACCACGUGCUCCGCAAAGCCCACGCCAGGGUGGACCUGGUGACCAUGGCCACCACCAAGAACGGGGGCAUCUACCUGCUGGCCAACCAGAAGGGCUGCGAUGGAGACCGCCUCUACUACGAUGGCUGCGCCAUGAUCGCCAUGAACGGCAGCAUCUUUGCACAGGGGACCCAGUUCUCCCUGGAGGACGUGGAAGUCCUCACAGCCACCCUGGACCUGGAGGACGUCCGGAGCUACAGGGCAGAGAUAUCGUCCCGCAACCUGGCGGCCAGCAGGGUGAGCCCCUACCCCCGGGUGAAGGUGGACUUUGCCCUCUCACGGCCUGAGGACCUCCUGGAGCCCGUGUCUGCACCUGUGGAGUGGACGUACCACAGCCCCGAGGAGGAGAUAAGCCUGGGACCUGCCUGCUGGCUCUGGGAUUUCUUGAGACGAAGCCAACAGGCCGGGUUCUUCCUGCCGCUGAGUGGGGGCGUGGACAGCGCGGCCACGGCCUGCCUGGUCUACUCCAUGUGCCACCAGGUCUGUGAGGCUGUGCGGAGUGGAAACCAGGACGUACUGGCCGACAUCCGGGCCAUCGUGGACCAUAGCAACUACAGCCCCAAAGACCCCCGGGAGCUCUGUGGCCGCGUGCUGACCACCUGCUACAUGGCCAGCCAGAACUCCUCCCAGGAGACCUGCAGCAGGGCCCGGGAGCUGGCCCAGCAGAUCGGAAGCCACCACAUCGGCCUAAACAUCGACCCCGCCGUCCAGGCCGUGGUGGGCAUCUUCAGCCUGGUCACGGGGAAGAGUCCUCAGUUCGCAGCGCAUGGAGGAAGCCUCAGGGAAAACCUGGCCUUGCAGAACGUGCAGGCCAGAAUCCGCAUGGUCCUCGCCUACCUGCUGGCUCAGCUGAGCCUGUGGUCUCGGGGCGUCCGCGGGGGACUGCUGGUGCUGGGGUCUGCCAACGUGGACGAGAGCCUCCUGGGCUACCUGACCAAGUACGACUGCUCCAGCGCGGACAUCAACCCCAUCGGUGGCAUCAGCAAGACCGACCUGAGAGCCUUCGUCCGCUUCUGCAUCGGACGCUUCCGGCUUCCGGCCCUGCAGGGGAUCCUGUCGGCACCAGCCACUGCGGAGUUGGAACCCUUAGCCCAAGAUGGACAGCUGUCCCAGACGGAUGAGGAGGACAUGGGCAUGACGUACGCUGAGCUCUCGGUCUUCGGGCGGCUCAGGAAACUCGCCAAGAUGGGGCCUUACAGCAUGUUCUGCCGCCUGCUACAACUAUGGAGGGACACCUGGACCCCCAGGCAGGUGGCCGACAAGGUGAAACAGUUCUUCUCCAAGUACUCGGCCAACAGACACAAGAUGACCACGCUGACACCCGCCUACCACGCUGAGAACUACAGCCCCGACGACAAUAGGUUCGACCUGCGGCCGUUUCUCUACAACACCCGCUGGCCCUGGCAGUUCCGCUGCAUCGAGAACCAGGUGCUGCGGCUCGACGUGGAGUCGCCACAGGCCCUGGGCCUUCCCGACUGAGCACCCCGAGUGGCGUCAGCCGUGCUGCCUCGUCCGUACUUCCACCGCGUCCACCUCCUGUGUGUGGGCCAGUAGCAGUCUCGAGACCGCAAUAAAGUAAAUGCUUCUUGCCUA
Molecule: messenger RNA, 2280 nt
Organism: Ochotona curzoniae (black-lipped pika)
Lineage: Eukaryota; Metazoa; Chordata; Mammalia; Lagomorpha; Ochotonidae
Gene: NADSYN1
Product: NAD synthetase 1
Exons: 21
Coding region: 43-2166 (707 amino acids)
Biological process (GO): NAD+ biosynthetic process
Cellular component (GO): cytoplasm
Molecular function (GO): NAD+ synthase (glutamine-hydrolyzing) activity; glutaminase activity; ATP binding
Source: RefSeq, a predicted model, not a curated record